Haplochromis burtoni (Burton's mouthbrooder) is the source of this 4451-nucleotide messenger RNA. RefSeq names its product zinc finger protein 8. NCBI's taxonomy places the organism in Eukaryota, Metazoa, Chordata, Actinopteri, Cichliformes, Cichlidae. Gene Ontology annotation, molecular function: DNA-binding transcription factor activity, RNA polymerase II-specific; RNA polymerase II cis-regulatory region sequence-specific DNA binding. The coding region runs from base 1222 to 2583 and encodes 453 amino acids. The record is from RefSeq and is a predicted model, not a curated record. The transcript is spliced from 3 exons. Gene Ontology annotation, cellular component: nucleus. Gene Ontology annotation, biological process: regulation of transcription by RNA polymerase II.
GGAGCUGCACUUCUUGGGUUUUUUAAAGUUUCAUUGGAGGUUGGUAAACAGCAAAACGGCGCAUUAGCGCCAUCAGCUGGUAUGGGGAUGAUCCAGCAUGUUCAAAACCAGCAACACUAAAUCUCAGCUGCUGACAAGCGUCCAUGGCUGCAGAGCUCCGUUUGCAGCAGCUCACUGAGAUCUGGCCAGUGUUGGCCAAGUUACUUGAAAAAAGUAAUGAGAUUACAGUAACGCGUUACUGCCCAUCUCUGGAUCUGGCUGCCUCUUUGUCUUCUUGUGGUUUUGGGUCACUUCAGUGACGCCUGUCCUUCGCUCAUGGGUCACAGGGCCCUGAAUGAAAACUGUGCUGCUCCCUCCCGUGCGUCUCAUUUCUCUGUGUUUGCUGGAUUUUCUGAAACCAUUGUCCUUUCCUUUCUUGCUCCUUUCGUUAGAGUUUGUGCUCUGAUGUCUGAGCUGCAAACUGACCCGUGGUCUUGUAUCGUCGUCCGGCUGCAGAGCUCAAAGAGCCCAUUGCUGAUCCUUUUCCCUAAUCUGACAUGAAACUGGGACAAUAAACGCUGUGUGUGAGGCAGUACAGAUGUGGACAGAACUGUAACACUGGUCCAUGUCUGUGUGACUGUGUGCCGAUGUAGAAAAGAAGCAGUAAUGGAAGAUACACCCCACGGCAGUGCUGCUGUCUGGGCGACUGUCCACUCACAGCUCUGUGCUUCUCCUCGUUUUCACAGGUUUCUGUAGUUUGAUGUCAUAACCAAGGAUUUCAUCUUUUCAUUCUGUCCUUUUACAGCUGUUCACUGUUACACACAAAUCAUGAAAGCAGCCCACCGACAACCCGUGCUACAGCUCGUGUCACUGCCCCCUGAUAUCAGCAUCACCCGUGGAUGCAUGGUUUCCACUCCACGGUGCUUCUCGUGCUGUUGUGAACACUGGUCCGUGACUGCAGCGUGGGCUGGGCUGGCUGUGUGCUCUCGUGCAGCAGCGCGGGGAGUCCUCUCAGCUCUGGCUGUGGUGAGCGCUCACAGGCAGUACCGCCCCUGACCGCAGGGGGCGCUGUGUGCUGAUCGCCGGGGUUCCUUCUGGAAAAGCUCCGUCGACGUUAAAGCUUCCGAAGAGCGUCCGUCCUGUGAGCCGAGGUGCAGGUGGUGGUCCCGGGUUAUGCAUGUCAGAUAGCAGCAGUAACAACGCACAGGCUCCGCCUUCUGUGAGAGGGCCGAAGGUCUGAAGAUGUCUGCCGCCGUGGACUUCCACUCUCAGAUCGCCUCCAUCAUGGAGGUGCUGGCUAACGCGGCCGUGGCGGAAAUCUGUAAAGUUGUGGACGAUGGAUACGCGGUGGUUCACCUGGAGAUGUCCCGGAGCCAGAAGGAGAACGAGUUCCUGAGGAGGAAAAUCAAGCUGCUGGAGCUGCAGAUCGCCCGGUACCGAGCGGAGAGGGUGAGGGGGGCAGAGGGCUCCAUCAGCAGCCGCUUUCCCGGGGUUCGCCUCUUCAGCCGGCAGAGCAGGGACUCGCAGGCGGGCCCCUCUCUGCAGGGCAGGACCAGGUUUCUGAACCGAGGGCCAGGAGCUCAUCAGUCUGUGCAGAAGAUCCAGCUCGUCAGUCUGGACCAGGAUCCUGAUCAGGAGGUUGUGACCACCACCAAAGCCGAGUCAGCAGAGCCUGAGGGGGAGGGCGAGCUGCUGAUCGUCAAGGUGGAGGGAGCAGUGGACGCUGGGUCUGUUGACCACAAGCUGCCGAGACGAGAUGCUGCCUCCACCACUGCUACGUCACUCGGCGUCAGCGACGGCCAGACAUCCAGAAACCUGAGGGGAAAAGAGGUCAGUGGAUCCAGCGUCGUCGGCUUUGUUGACGGUGGGACGGCUGAGAUUGAGGGCGGCGACACUUUUCACAGUUCCCAGCCGCAGCAGACCGGAGCAGGGGACCGUCGGCCUUCGAGUAAAGGUGCUGACACCGGGCUGGGUACAGCUUCCUGUGAGGACAACAGCAAAGAUAACCAGGCGGCAUUGGAGCCCUCCAAGUACCCGCUGCCAGAAGUGAUCGUCAUUGAUAGGGGAGGGGCAUCGGACAAGGAGACCGCAGGGGAGGGGGGUGACUCGUCAGAUGCAGUCCAGACAACCAGAGUACAGAUCAGAGGACGAGACGGACACAAGGACGCGAUAUCAUCCCAGACUCGGUCCUCGGGUCUGUGCUCAGCCGGAGACGGGUCUGUGCUUCCUCACGAUGACCCUCCAGGAACCUCCAGCAUCAACUCCUCCAGUGACACGCACCUCCUGACUUUACACCACCCUGCGGUCCAACACAAAGCCCUCCCUCUGUCCUUCUACCAGGCCGUCACAAUGGAGCGUCCGUACGGCUGCACCAUCUGCACCAAACGCUUCUUCAUGGAGUCGGACCUGCAGAAGCACAUGGCCAGGCACACCAGGGAGAAACCCUACACCUGCCUGCUGUGUGGCAAAAGCUUCGUAUGCCAGAGCCAGCUGGAUAUCCACCGCAACGUGCACACCGGGGAGAGACCUUUCAGCUGCUCCGUCUGCAACCGGCGCUUCUCCCACCCCAGCAACCUCAAGAGGCAUCAGAAGAUCCAGCACUGAACCCAAAGACGAACUCUCCACAGCCCGCUGCACCACAGCUUCUCCCCCAGAGGCAGGCUUAUACACUACUAACCUUCCUCAGCCUUAACUUCAUGAAACAGGACUGGAUGGUGGGAAUGUUAAACCAGAAUAUUAUCACAUGAGCUGCUGUCACGUCACCCACACAGUCCUCUGCAGCGUGGGAAUCUGAAUCUGUGUGUGCACACCUGCAGCACACAAAGGACACACACUGUUGUUGAUGAGGGACAGGAUGCAGUAUGUGAGUGUGUAAGGAUGAGUAUGGAACAGCAGUGCACGCACACACACACACACACACACACACACACACACACACACACACACACACACACACACACACACAGAGGCGUUUCCAUGGAAGUAUCCAAUCAGACCAUGAACACUGUGAAUGAGCUUGUAACUCCUGAACUGUGAGCAGCAUGAAUCAGCUGGCACAUGGCAGACAUCAGCACCUCUGAUCUUUGCAUAGUAGACGAGAUGCUGACACGUCGUCAUCAUCAUCAUCAUCAUCACCUCUAGUCCUUUAUGAGCUCCUUGCAGACGCCCGUACAUCAGAAAUGAUGUCACAACUGUUGGUGUGUGGUGCACUUGUUGCCGUUAGUUUGCUGCACCUCUGUCUUUUGUAACCUGCUUCCUGUGUGUGUGUAUUUACAUGAAGUCUAAUCAGUUUAACACAAAUGUUCUGCAAAAAGCACCAAAGCAACAUGAGCGUCAGCUGGGGACGGGCACAGACUGAGUGAUUAACUCCAUCACUGAGACCUCCUGUAUGUUCUCGCUGCCUCUGCUGUGAGAGGCUGCACCGUUUCUGAGCAGCACAUCAGAGACGUCACAUCAUGCAGAUUCAUUGCACGCUGUCUGGUCAAAUGUUUGUCAUGCUGGAGGUGUUUCAGUGUCCCACACACCAACACAAAUCCCAGUGAGGACACAUGUGAUGUUUGUCUUAGUGUUUAGGUCUGAGCACUUGAUCGUCUCAGGUAGAAACGGAGGCUGACUGCUCGUCACUUUGUUACCUGAUGAAGGCUCUGGCUGCUGGUCUGGGGUCAGCACACACUCUGCUGUAGCAUCACUCUGGGCUCUUAGCUUAGCGUUAGCAUGCUGCCUGUGGUGUUGGCUGUCUGCAUCAUGCUGACACUCAGACACAGGAUGCUGGCAGUGGCUGCGCUCAUCAUCCUGGUGCCUCUACACUGAUGAAAGAACUAGAAACGUUUCUGUGCUCAUAAAAACACGGCCACGUCUGAUAAGCAGGUCAGUUUCAGAUCCAGCAAUCAACCAAGAACCAUCAUAGCUGCUGCUGAGCACCUGUAUGGACAUCAGACUGACUGAAUUCAGACACAUUAAGUGUACAAAGGCACAGCUGCUGUCUUUAGCAGCAGAGGCUGACUUGCUAACCCAGCUGCUUUCUUCUUUUGACUGAUGAAAGUUUCUGUGAACUCGUCGAGACUUCAUAUAUAAACCUCCCCCACCUUUAAAUCUAUCUUCACGCCUCAUGGCUGUCCUGGUGAGCUUCGUCCCCAUUAAUCUGCAGCGUUGACUUUAAUAUCAGAUUAUUAGUCCACACCAGGUUAACGGGAGCUCCUGACACGCCCCCUGUGUGUAACGGGCUGUGUGAGUUGAUGGCUGCAAAGAAGCCUUCGUUUGGUUUCCUUCAUUUCUUUCAUUUGGGAUAUGAGCCAAAGUCAUGACAUCAUCACGAACAUCUCCCUGUUAACGUACAAACUUCGCUUCACCUUUGAAAUGAAUUCAUGAAAUCUGAGCUAUGAGUUCAACAAAGAAGGGAGAAACAUUGUCACUGCUUUGUACUCGUGAAUAUAGUGACAUGUAAAUUUGCUAAUAAAUUGUAUUUUCAAACA